This is a messenger RNA of Zalophus californianus (California sea lion), 5527 nucleotides long. It is a transcript of the gene NSUN7, whose product is annotated as NOP2/Sun RNA methyltransferase family member 7. Lineage: Eukaryota; Metazoa; Chordata; Mammalia; Carnivora; Otariidae. Gene Ontology annotation, molecular function: methyltransferase activity. Bases 444 to 2612 code for a protein of 722 amino acids. The record is from RefSeq and is a predicted model, not a curated record. The transcript is spliced from 12 exons.
CGGGUCCCGGCCGGUUGGCCGGCCGACCCUUGCUGGGCCUGAGCCGCGGGUCCCCUGGCGCUGCGCUCCACGCCGCUCCGCCGCUGCGUCCGCCUAGGACCACUCUGCGUGACCCGGAGAAGCCAGAAGGCGCGCCCUGCUUUCGGGAACCGCCGCGAAGCGAGCGCCGGAGGUCGCGGCUCCCCCUGCCUCAAACCAGGCCGGUGGGAGAGGCUGCAUUGGAACCAAACUGCCGCCGCCCCGCCGUCCCCGGGCUCCCGAGGGCACUGUUCAGACACCAGCCUCCGGUACCCAAGUGCAGCGGUUGCCGUGUCUCUGUCCCCGAAGCCCCGGGAAACAUCCGCCCUCCGGGAGACUAUGCUUACGGUACAAGGAAAACCAUUUCCUGGAACAUCUGAGUUGUAAUUCAGCCUUGAGUUACCGACCAUAGUCAAAGGGCAAACAUGCUUCAUGCCACAAGUGAACUAGAGUUUUCGAACGAAAAAAAUACGGAGGAUACCUCCCAACUUGCUUCCCUGGCGCCAUCAGGUGACGCAUCACCCAGCGAAAAAAAUUCACCUGGUUUACCCGAAAAAACGGGCUAUCCGGACUCCGUUUACGUUAUGGCCGCAAACAUUUUUCAGGGCAUUCGAUUCGAAAAGUCACCAGAGCAAGUCUUAAUAAAGUAUGGGAAUGAACCCUUGCGGUCCUUGCCCGAAUCUGAGGAUGAAGCCCUUCAGCGGUCGUCCUAUGAGCUGGCUUUCAAUGCCCUGAAGUUUCAAGAUAUUUUGGAAACUAUGUUAAUAGACAGCUAUAUCCUCCCAAGUACCACAAUACCAGAUCAUUUGAGCAGUCUUAUUAUUGUGAUGCUGUAUGAUUUCCAAGAGAGAAAAUUUCAAGCUCGUCUCUUUUCUGAUAAUGAAGAGCCCAUAGCAGAAGUUCAAGAAGUAGAGAAUCUUCUUAACAGUUUUAAGACAAAAUUGGCUGCAGCAUUGGCAAGAUGUCGAAUCAAACAUGAUGCCCUUUCAAUUUACCACAUUCUUCCAGAAACAGUUAGGAACCAGGAACUAAGGGCCUCCACUUUGCCACUUUAUGCUUGGAUAAAUACUUGUAAAAUCAGCCCUGAAGAAGUUUUUUAUAGUUUGAAGAAAAAAGGCUAUAAUAAAGUCACAUCUGUAUUGCAUAUUGAUGAUAAAGUCUAUGCUGUGGACCAACACUGCUAUGAUGUUUUAAUUUUUCCAUCUCAUCUCAAAAAUGAUCUUCUAAAUAUAGAUCUUUUCAAAGAAUAUAAACUUAUAUUUCAGGACAAAUCUCGAAGUCUCGCUGUCCAUUCUGUAAGGGCUUUAUUAAAUAUGGAUGAUGAUAUCUUAAUGGUCAAUACAGGUUCAUGGUACACAGUUGCCCAUAUGUCAGUCUUAACAAAUAAUAAUACCUCAAAAAUAUUUGUGUGUGGAGUAAAAUCACAAGCUAAGGAUCCUGAUCUGAAGAACCUUUUUACAAAAAUGGGAUGUAAAAAUAUUCAAAUACUUCAUGAGACAUUUCUUAACACUGAACCAAAGGAUCAUAGAUUACAGAAAGUUAAAGUGAUUCUGCUGCUACCUCACUGUUCAGGACUGGGUGUUAGUAAUCCAGUAGAAUUUAUACUAAAUGAGCAUGAAGAUACAGGUUUACUUAAAGAUUUCUCUCAAGGAGGCACAUCAGAAGAUAAACUUCACAUUCUUGCUCAACAGCAAUAUGAACAGCUAACACAUGCAAUGAAAUUUACCAAAGCUCAAGCAGUCGUUUAUUGCACAUGCUCAGUUUAUCCAGAAGAAAACGAAGCUGUUGUUAAGAAAGCACUGGAAUUUCAAGACCUUGGGAUUAAAGUACAGCCUUACAGGCUUAGUCCUCCUGUCCUUCCACUGUGCUCCUUAAAGGAAAUACAUCUGUCUACUGAUAAAUUUUUCAGAAUGGAACCAUCUGGAAUUACCAAUGGUUGUUUUCUUUCUGUUCUAACAAGGGAGCGGGACCCAUCUGAGACAGUGUCUGUGAGAGACGUUCUGGCCCGUGCUGCCGCUAAGGGUCUACUGGAUGGAAUUGAGUUGGGUAAAUCUUCAAAGCGGGAGAAGAAGAAGAAAAAGUCAAAAAUAUCAUUGCCGAAAACUCCCACUAGUGACAACAGCGGCAUCCAAACGAAAAUCGCUGAGUUCCUGAAUCGAGAAACGAAUGCAAAUGCUAACCGGUCAGAGACACUGACAACAAAAACAUCUCUGCCACAGAAAAAAGCCACUUCAGCAGCUUCUUCCUCGCAGGUCAGAAAACCCGGCAAGCCCGCCGCCAAUCCCUUAGUGCCUACAUUUAUGAAGAACACAGCUCACCCCAGACCGUAUGAACGGCAGACAAACUUCAUAAGACCUCGCCCAGAAGACAGAGUGAUCGCACUGAAACCCAUAGAGAUUGUUUUGCCUCCAGUGAUGUUGCCAUCUUCAAGUCCCCACGGGAUCAAAUCUCAGAUACCAACUCAACAUUUUUACUAUCAUUGGGUUGGACCCAAGACCGGUUACUUUCCCUCACCAUCAAUAACCAGAAGAGGGGAAAAGCCUAAAGAGAACUUACCUUCCUUCCCAUUCAGACGUCCUCGACCAUGGCUUUGACUGUGUUGUGGUUUUUACAGACGUCGAGGGCAGUUGACUUUCUGUCAAAGUCUGAUACCUCUCUGAAGGUUAGAUAACCCUACACAAGAUACUCACCCUUUUGGUCACUUAGUAUCUUCUAAAUGUGAUAGUACCUUCAAGAGAAUGAAGACAAGUGAGAAACAAUAAUGUAGGCGAUUCAACACGGCCGGAGUCCUGCACUGCACCAGCUCAGUGCUGACCUGUUCUAGAAUGUCCAGCUGUAGACUCAGGAUCGGCUGUUAGAACUUGCCUCCCUCCUGCUAACUUCCAGUCAGGCCUCAGGACACUGUUUUAAGAGGAAGCUGCAACAAUUCUUCCUGAAGGGAAACACUGUCUGCCUUGUAACAGACUUGAGGUGGUUUAUUGGAAAGCGCAGACAGGGAAAAGCUGCAGGCCUCUCACACCGACUUGAGCUUGCUUUUCCGGAUCUAUUCACUUGUGGUUUGACAUUUUCAAUCACUAUGGAGGUCGAUUUUUUUUUUCUUAAAAUAUCAAAAUAUUCUUUAAACAUGGGAUGGCAUGAGUUUUUGUAAUGUGAUUGAGAUUGAGUCCAAGUAGAAAGAACAGAAGGUUCUGAAGUUCCAGGUGUGGGUAGUUCAGCUGCACGUUAGUACCAGAGCGGAAACAGUUUCUCAUGGGAAAAGCUUCCAGGAUCCUGAGCAGAUGGAACACAGUCCACUAUCCCUGCUUACCAGGCCAAAUACAGCUAUAAAAAAGUGUACACAGAUUGCCAUCUAAAUAGUACUAACUCUGAGGAAGAGGCAAACCUGCUGAAUACAAGUGACACCGAUUAUUGAAGAAAUCCAUAAAAAUGUCUGAUUCUGUUCCAAGAUCAGGGGAAAUAGUAAAAUCUGCAAGUCAUUCCGAAUGGCACACGGUAAUCACACUUUGGGGAAUCAUUUCUGAUGCACAAUUAAAAUAUAUUGUAGCACUAUGUUAAUUAUAUUAAAAGUCAAUUCAUCUUGGAUGUAUUAUCAAUUGCCUACCAAGAAUUGGUAUGAUUAUCAUUUCUGGGUCUACUGAUUCUUUUUUCAUCAUGGAAACAGAAAUUGUUUGACAUUAAAUCAAAUGAGUUACAACUAUGAAACCUAUUGUUUAAAAAAUGUUCAUAGACACAAAGUUUGAAUAUAAAGUUCUAUUUUCAGAAUCCAGUUGUGUUGAACAGUGUUAUGUAAAUUCCUAAAUGUUUAAUUCAGGUGGCAUGAUUUCAGUAGAAUAUUAUCCUCUUCAAGAUGAAUUUUUAGGUGUAUUUUAGCUCUAACAUUCUAGUCGUUAUUUUCUCACUUGAAGUGAGAAUAAACAAAAUGCUGAAUUUCAUUUUAGUAGUAAUAAAUAUUUUCGCUGAAAAUUUAUUUAUCAGAAUGUGUCAGCGAAGGAAACAGGCCUUUUUAUAUGUGAACUUCUAUUUUAAAUCCCCAGAGAAUUCUCAAUUAUGACUCUCAGAAAGUACAGAAAUGUUUUAAGUGCCCAACUUAAUUUACUGAUUUCUCUUUAAAUUUAUUAUGUUAAUCACCAUACAUUACAUCAUUAGUUUUUGAUGUAGUGUUCCAUGAUUGUUUGUGCAUACCACCCAGUGGCUCCAUGCAGAUCUUAAUUUACUGAUUUCAAAAAUCAAAAACGAUAGACCUCUUUGUUUCAAAAAUUAGGUCUUUCCUCAUACUCCCUAUUGUCUGGCUCUGGACGCUCCAGGCCUCCAGAGGGCUAGCUGGUGCGGCUGAAUUGAACUUUGUUGGGUAAAGAGCGGUAUUUUAUCCCUGGAAUCGCUAAUUCCUCCUGCCCUCUUCCCCUGCCCCAGGCUGAAAAGUAUUCCAUUGUCCAAAAGUAGCAGGUCUGAGAUAUUUAUUCUCUGUGAUGUUAUAAAAACUCUCAUUGUAGAGGAAUAGUUCAGGAUAUUUUUCUGGUAAGCUUGUGAUUCAUGUCGUAUCACAACCUAAGCCCCUUAUUUUCAGUAUCUCAUAGUACGCAUCUUGUCACUAUUUUUCUCUUUAGAAACAUAUGGAGAUUCUGAAUGAUUCAUUAAGCCUGUAGUGUUCUUCUUUGACAGUCUUCUAAGGACAUGAUCAAUUAUUUAAGUACUUUGUAGAGUAAAAAAGGAAAAAGACUUUGGAUAAAAACAUGAGAAUUCUAGUGGAGAAUAUUGAUUACACUCACAUUUUCUGUUCUUGAGCUUCUUAGAGAAAAGUGCUGCAAAAAUCUAAAAUAAUGAAUUUACUGGUAGAUUCUCCAAUAGCAAAUUUUAUCUGAAAUUACUUACCACUAAUAUAAUACCUGAAACCAAAAUGAAAUUUUGUUCCUUCAGAGUAACUGCCUUUGAAUAGAGUUAAGAAGACACUGGAGGGGGGUGGUGAUUGAAGAUGAACCAAAAAAAAAAAAAGAGUACAUACUCUAAAUUCCACUUAUCUCAUAUGUCUGACAGUUAAAGUAGCCCUAGCCCAGAUCUAACUGCUUUUCUGGUUACCUUUGAUUUUGGAUUUAGUGACUGUACAGCUUUUUUUUUUUUUUUUAAGAUUUUAUUUAUUUAUUUGACAGAGAGAGAGAGAGCGUGCGCACAAGCUGGGGGAGGGGCAGCGGCAGAAAGGGAAGCAGGCCUCCCGCUGAGCAGGGAGCCCGAUGCGGGACUUGAGCCCAGGAUCUUGGGAUCAGGAUCUGAGCCGAAGGCAGAUGCUUAACCGACUGAGCCACCCAGGCGCCCCUACGCUCUUUGACGUCAAGUUCUUAACAAGAAUGAAAGCUAGACUACCUUGAUAGGAGGAAGACUGCUUCCAGAAGUCUCUAGUUGGUGACUAAGGCCGCCGGCUGUUGUUCCUGAUCAACAAGUAAGGGCAGUGUGAUAAAUUACUCAGAAUUUCAAGUUACUUUCUAGUUCUUACCAGGUGGAAAUCUGCAAUAACAAU